ACUGCGGAAGAAGCAGGCCCGCCGCCCCUAAUGUUGUUGUCAGGCGGGGGAGCGGUCCCCGGGCCCCCCGGAGGAGGUGGUGGAGGAGGAGGAGGAGGUGGGAAUAGCCGUGUGGAGCUGCUGGUGUUCGGCUAUGCCUGCAAGCUGUUUCGAGAUGAUGAGAAGGCUCAGUACCAGGAGCAGGGGCGACACCUUAUUCCUUGGAUGGGAGACCCCAAGAUCAUGAUCGAUAGGUAUGAUGGGCGUGGUCACCUACAUGACCUUUCUGAAUAUGAUGCUGAAUAUUCCACGUGGAACAGAGAUUAUCAAUUGUCUGAAGAGGAGGCUAGAAUAGAAGCCCUCUGUGAUGAAGAGAGGUAUUUAGCCUUGCAUACGGACUUGCUUGAGGAGGAGGCGAGGCAAGAGGAGGAAUAUAAAAGACUGAGCGAAGCUUUGGCAGAGGAUGGUACCUAUAAUGCAGUGGGGUUCAGUUAUGGCAGUGAUUAUUAUGACCCUUCAGAACCCACUGAAGAAGAGGAGCAUCAGCCUGCAAAACAAAGAGAAACAGCUCAGACAGAAAAUGUAGAAGAAAAUGAAGAACCUUUUGUUGCCCCUCCGGGACUGAACGUACCUUCUGAUGUGGAGCUGCCACCAACAGCAAAAAUGCAUGCGAUUAUAGAACGAACUGCAAACUUUGUCUGCAAGCAGGGAGCACAGUUUGAGAUUAUGCUGAAAGCCAAGCAAGCACGCAACUCCCAGUUUGACUUCUUGCGGUUUGAUCACUACCUCAAUCCCUACUACAAAUUCAUUCAGAAGGCCAUGAAGGAGGGACGAUACGCCGCUCCUUCCGAAAACAAAGCCGACGAGAAGAAACACUCAAGAGUCAAAUCUGAGGAAGAAGAUGAUGAUGAUGACGACGAUGAUGGAAAUUAUCUGCAUCCAAGUCUCUUUGCGUCUAAAAAAUGCAGUCGGCUUGAAGAGCUCAUGAAGCCUUUGAAGGUGGUAGACCCUGAUCAUCCACUUGCAGCACUGGUGCGCAAAGCACAAUCAGAUAAUAACUCAUCCACACCACAGUCAACAGAUGGGGCAGCUGUACAGACAUCACAGGCAGAAUACUCUUCUGAUUCAACUGUGGCAGCCAUGUAUUAUAGUUACUAUAUGCUUCCUGAUGGAACCUAUUGCCUCGCACCUCCACCUCCAGGAAUAGAUGUUGCCACCUAUUACAACGCGUUGCCUGCAGGGGUAACUGUAUCAAGCACUACAGGGGUGGCAACAGUACCUCCACCUCCUGGUACUACACCUCCACCUCCCCCAGAUACAACAGAUAGCAGCAGUGGGUUGACUUCUACUACAACAACUACAAGCACAAUUACUCCAGUGGUUGCCAUUAUACCUCCACCCCCAGAUAUCCAACCUGUUAUUGAUAAGCUGGCUGAGUAUGUUGCUAGGAAUGGGAUAAAAUUUGAAACCAGUGUUCGUGCCAAGAAUGAUCUCAGAUUUGAGUUCCUGCAACCAUGGCACCAGUAUAAUGCUUAUUAUGAAUUUAAAAAGCAGUUCUUCCUUCAAAAGGAGAGCAGUGACAACUGUCAGGGAGCAUCUUCAUCUGAAGAUGUUCCAGCAGAUACUACUGGCGAUACACCGAGUGAGACUCAAUUCACAGAUGAACAUGCACCUGAAGAUGCAUCUGAGCCAAGUGCUAAGGGAGUUCCAGGAACUAAAAAGGAUAUUCCUCCUAAAACUGUCAGUGAUGGCAAACUGGUGAAAGCAUCAUUUGCUCCAAUAAGCUUUGCAAUCAAGGCCAAAGAAAACGACCUUCUUCCUUUGGAGAAAAAUCGUGUUAAAUUGGAUGAUGACAGUGAUGAGGAAGAAGAAGAAGGCAAGGAAGGCCAAGAGAAUCCUAAUAGCGCUUCAAAUCAUACUCCAGCUGUUACCACUCCUUGUACUACUACUGAAGAGAAAAAACCUCAACUUACGCAGGAGGAGUUGGAAGCUAAGCAAGCAAAGCAGAAACUAGAGGAUAGAUUAGCAGCUGCAGCAAGAGAGAAGCUUGCACAGGCCUCCAAAGAAUCAAAAGAAAAGCAGCUACAAGCAGAGCGCAAAAGGAAAGCUGCACUGUUCUUGCAGACCCUGAAAAACCCUCUGGCAGAGGCAGAAGCUGAGAAAAUUGAAGAGAAUUCCUUUAAUAAUGAGAGUGUCAAUAGUAUACCAUGUCCUGUGACUGCAGUCAGAAAUUUACCCAGCUUAGAAGUUAAACAAGCAGAAAGGCCUUCAAGCAAAAGCAGAGACCCUCCUAGGGAUGAAGAAAAAGAAAAGAAAAGAAAAAAACACAAGAAAAGAUCUCGGACAAGAUCUCGAUCACCGUUCAAGUAUCAUUCAUCAUCAAAGACCAGAUCUAGAUCACAUUCAAAAGCAAAGCACUCACUUCCCACUGCUUAUAGAACUGUCAGGCAUUCAAGACUCACAGCAUCCACAGGGACACUGAGCAUGGAGCCGAGUCUGAGCAACUCAUCAAUGGCAGCAGCAACAGAGCGGGAAAAUUAUCAGGCAACUUCGACCACGAAAAGAUUUGACUGCUGGAGCUCUUUAGAGGGAAAUCCUGGUAAAAUGUCAAGGUCACGCUCAAGGUCACCUAGAAGAAGGGCUCACACACCAGAAAGGCGGAGAGAUGACAGAAGUGUUCCAACAGCUUACCGCAUUAGUAACAGUCCUGGAAAUAGCAGGAAACGCCCACGUUCCAAAAGUCCCCAUGAAAAGAAGAAGAAGAGGCGGUCUAGAUCACGUACCAAGUCCAAACCUAGGUCUCCUUCACCAUCCAUGUCACCAGGCAAACCAUCCACACACAAAAACUCUGUACAUUCAGCUAGUGUCUCUCCUGUGGAGAGCAGGGAAUCCAGUCAGGAACGCUCCAGGGGAGUUUCUCAGGAAAAAGAUGGCCAAAUCUCUUCAGCAAUCGUGUCUUCAGUGCAGAGUAAAAUCACUCAGGAUCUAAUGGCCAAAGUGAGAGCAAUGCUUGCAGCUUCCAAAAACAUACACACGAGUGCCUCCUGAGACCUGUUGAACUGACCAUCAAGCAACUGUAUGAAAAGAACAACAAAAAAACUGCCUCAUCUCAAAUGUUCAGCUGGGCUUGGCUCACUCGUUUCACAGCUCUUCUAAUACUCCCAGAACUUGAGGAGCUAAAACCUGUCUUUGUGUACAGAAGCAUCUCCUUGAAGUUCCAUUAAACUUUUACAGCCAGAGUAUCUUUGGAAAGUUUUUGGGUUUUGUAAAUUGAUUUUUUUGACUAAUUCUUCAGUAACAUUUUAUGAUCAGCAGUCUAUAUGUGUAUAUUUGUAAAUACCAUGUUUCUGUGAAAGUAUUACACAAUA
Molecule: messenger RNA, 3347 nt
Organism: Indicator indicator
Lineage: Eukaryota; Metazoa; Chordata; Aves; Piciformes; Indicatoridae
Gene: SFSWAP
Product: splicing factor SWAP
Exons: 19
Coding region: 31-3027 (998 amino acids)
Biological process (GO): mRNA 5'-splice site recognition; RNA processing
Molecular function (GO): RNA binding
Source: RefSeq, a predicted model, not a curated record